This is a messenger RNA of Penicillium paradoxum, 843 nucleotides long. RefSeq names its product acetate uptake transporter family protein. The transcript is spliced from 3 exons. Gene Ontology annotation, molecular function: acetate transmembrane transporter activity. The record is from RefSeq and is a predicted model, not a curated record. Lineage: Eukaryota; Fungi; Ascomycota; Eurotiomycetes; Eurotiales; Aspergillaceae. Gene Ontology annotation, cellular component: plasma membrane. The coding region runs from base 1 to 843 and encodes 280 amino acids.
AUGGCCUACGAAGCUGAAGGGAUCAGUGUCAAAGACACACAAAAUUACUCCUCUUCAUCUAACAAUGAUGACUACGAGACAGGCCACUUUGGGCCCUUGGCCCAUGUUAAUACAGCCUCAAGUCGCCAUCCUGCCUUCGGUGGUGACAUGCAACCCGGUCUGUACCGCGUGGAAAAGGACCGCAAGCUUGCCAAUCCCGCUCCACUAGGCCUCUGCGCAUUCGCCCUGACCACCUUCGUACUGGGAUGUAUCAAUAUGAAUGUCAAAGGCAUCACAGCGCCUAACAUGAUUGUCGGACCUGCCUUGGCUUAUGGUGGUUUGGUACAGCUUCUGGCUGGCAUGUGGGAAAUGGCAGUUGGUAACACCUUCGGUGCUACUGUACUAUCCUCCUACGGUGCAUUCUGGAUCUCGCUAGCAAUCACAUUCAUCCCUGGCGGGUUCAAUAUCAUCGGAUCCCUGGAAGAAGCAGAUAACGGAUCCCAUGCUAUGUUCUACACUUCGUUUUCAUUGUAUCUCUUUGCCUGGUUUAUCUUCACCACGCUGGUCACCCUGCUCACUCUCAAAUCCACCGUGGCAUUUUUCUCCCUGUUCUUCUUCGUCGACAUCGCUCUUCUCUUGCUCUCCCUGGGACAUUAUCUCAAUGUCGACGGUGUGCCAAAUGAAAAGAUCGUCAAGGCGGGCGGUCUCUUUGCUUUGCUGGGUGCUUUCUUGGCUUGGUAUAAUGCCUUUGCUGGUAUUGCCGAUAGCAGUAACAGCUUCUUCUUGCCGCCUGUUGUUCACUUCCCCUGGUCGGAGAAGGGGCGCAAGGCUAGACGUGAGUCCGCUGAAGAGGCUGCGGUUUAA